AUGAAGAAGGCCAAGGAAGGGGCAACACGAAGACUCAGAAUCGCCAGCUUUCUUUGCUUAUUAUUCAUGAUUUUUGAAUUUGUUGGUAAGAAAUGUCUCUUUGUCCUGCUUAUAUUAUUUUGCUUUGACAGAGCCCAACAAAAGAACGUUAUCACUCACGCAAAUCCGUCAUAUCAAUUUACUACCAAUAUCAUUUACCACAAUGGACAUAACAGCCAUAAAUAUCCAUUUUUUUCUUUUUUUUUUUUGUAGUCGCCUGUAACGAGGAAUACAUUACAGUAUAUAUGUUUACACCCCAACAGUUAAAGAAUGGUCUCCCGUAUGGUGGCUACUUCAAAUAAUAAUUUCAGUUUAAUCACUCCAACUUUUUGCGCAGUCUGGCUUCAUGGAUGACUAGCCUUUCAUACGAAUUCCUUUUAACUGCUUGCUGCGACUAUUUAUAAUUAUCUUGUACACUUUUGCUGUAAGGUAGUGUACAGCUACAAUGGAGGACAAAAAUCCUUGGAACGGUUAUGGAAAACCUUCCUUCCACAUCCUUAGCUUAUCAAAUGUUCAGAUGUAGCAUAAUAUGCACUUCUCUAACCCCUUGGAUACCGCGACUGGCCCUCCCCUCCCCCUCCAAACAAUGUUGGGACGAAGAAACACUUUUAGAACAGGGUAAGUGUACAGGGGUGCACAAACUACAACAUUGCUUGGGGGAGAGGGGGAAAGGGGGAAAACUUAAGGCAAAUCGUGUUAAUUGUCCUAAGAAUUUUGUCCUCCAUUGUAGCCUGUGUGAUGUAGGCGUUCGAAGGUGGGGGGAAGGGGGGCGGGGGCACUUUGCGCGGCGAAUUUGAAUUGUGCGGCGGAAUACGUGCGUGUUUAUUUUAUAGAGCUUAAGUUUUAAACGAGGUUUCAGUUUUGCUAAAAACUACUCCCAUUACUGUAUAUAUUGCUUAUAAAAUUUGUCAACUUGACACCAGCAAAGACUUUCAAGAAUUAAUUAUUAUCAAUUUGACACCAGCAGAAACCUUCAUGAAUCUAUUAUUUUAAUAACACGAGUUUGCGCCAAAAGGUUCUUGACAUUAAUAAUAGGAUUUUUUUUUAUCUUUUUCUAACUUCUGAUUAACUUUAUCAAGUAACUCAGUCAAUUGCUUGUUUACCCACUUGGCACCUUCUUCCUUGACUUCCUUAAAUCUCAAUACAACCUCGAUUUUAAAAGAGAGAGGGGGCUUAUUAGCUUUGUUCCCCUAAAACGGAGAGGCGUAUUUGAGGGGGCAGGGGAGGAUUUACGAUAAUUGACGACUUUGUGUCCUCUCAGUCCAAUGCAGCAUUCACAAGAGCCAAAGUGCUGUAUUAUAGCUCAAAUGGUCGCAUUAUGGCUCUUGCAUUCACUAAUACUUCUUUCUAUUCAUCAUUAUUUCAGGUGGAUAUUUAGCUAAUAGUCUCGCUAUCGUGACAGACGCCGCACAUUUGAUGUCAGAUUUUGCUGGUUUUAUGAUCUCGUUGUUAGCCUUAUGGAUAGCUACAAAGCCUGCCACUACCACUCUGUCAUUUGGAUGGCAUCGUGCAGGUACCAAGGACUGACAAGGGGUGAUGGGGUUUGAUCUUGAGGGGUUAGGGAGGGGCGUGGUAGCAGAGAGAGGAUCUACAUGGCUCUCCAGUGGGCAUAUUUACAAAGUGUUGCCGAGUUUAAUUUGUAAAGGACGCAAAAGGUAGCCUCUCUCUAGCCAAGCGUGGUCAUUGCACGCGUGCUGAACAAGAAUGCUGUAUAAUGACAGACUAGAAACAAUAGACAACUCCCAAAGCACAAACUCAGCCAAAACGCUAAAAAUCUUCAAUGUUUACUCAAGUUUGGGCUUAUAGAAGAUAAUGUCACAGUUUUUCAAUGACCAUGAAAUUCAGAGUCCGGGUAGUUAGUUAAUCAAUUGUGGCCCUGAAAAAAUUUGAAGGAAAAAAAACUACGAAUUUUUAAGAAAAUGCUUUUUUCGUGAGAAGGACUCUUAAACGCUGACAAACGUCAACAAAUAGCGAAAACUAUAAUUUCUAUAUGUUUGCUUUGCUCGAAAUCGCGCGCAUUUACAAGGCCCUAAAGCGUUUUGCUGACUUGCAAGGACCCAUCUGUUAUAACGAUGCCCAAAAUAAAGAGAUGAAUCUCAUAGUUUAUUAGAUAUAAUCCGUGUAAAGUUUGCUUAUCAUUUUCGCAUAAAUUAUGACCUAAAUUUGGAAACCGCUGAAUUUCUCGAAUUGGGUCUUUGCGAUUUUGGUGAAACUCUGUUCAGCGCAAGGCACUAAUGCGCACUAUGUGUAGCCGAGAGAUUUUCACGAAAAAAUGCCGGCAACAGCAGAUUUUCGACUCAGACCUCAAAAGGGGCGUGGCAUUAUAACCACGUGACAUUUACUCCGAUCGCCCAAAAUUUUAUGUUAUAUUGUAGGUUGAUCUAUAUGUUAUCCAUUCUAUGUGUUAGACUUACGAUAAAAGUAAAGGUGGGGAUACCAGAGAGCUUCAAAGUAGGAUGGUACCCCCUAAAAAAAACUGGGUCGAGUCACCUUAAAUUUGAUAAUCCUAGCGAGCUUUAAGUAACAAAAGCGCUAAUUUGCACAAGAAAGCAAAAACGCGAAGGAUUCUGGUCGUAGUAGUAAAAUGACGCCAUCAUGCAAAUGACCUAUUCAACCAAUGUUAAUUUAUUAAGAUCAAUAAAACAAAAGAAAUCACCUUGAGGGUUCAGGGAUGAAUUAUACAUUUUUUAAAUUUUGUUUUAUUCCCGGAAGCCUUACCCUGCGAGCAGAGGCCCUUCGAUAUAGGAAGAUCGAAGGGACACGGCUCGCGGGGUAGGAAGCCUCGAAGCCCAGUACAAAUUUCAGUAAUUAUAUUGAGAAGCAGAGCACUCUAGUAUUUGAAUUGGUCCUUGUGAAUCUCUCACGUUAUUGUCAAUGACGAGUGCGCUAAGUUAUAUAUUACUAUUGUGAAUCUUGUUUGCAGAGGUGAUGGGCGCCCUGUUGUCCGUACUGUUCAUCUGGGUACUCACAGGAGUUAUAGUUUAUCUGGCAAUUCAAAGAAUCAUAACCAAAACGUACGAGAUAGACGCAAAGGUUAUGCUCAUCACUGCAUCUGCAGGGCUCAUUGUUAAUGUUAUGUAAGUUGAUAAAACAAUUACGCUGCAUUGCUGCGAGCCCUACAUAGUGGCAUACAAAAAAUAGGACACGAUUUGCAUUGUUGUUACAAAACUGUUGUUUACACUGUUAGUUUCACGAGUUAUAUAUACAGGUUAAUCCCAUUAUGACUCUUAGAGGUCGUCUCUGAGGUAGAAGUAAUUUAUACACACCCAAGUGAAAAUGGAUAUAUAGCCAGUCCUUUCAUCAUCUUAUUAGCCAAAAAGAGCGCUCAAAAUUGAUGUUAUCUACUUUUUGGUAUAUCAUCGCUCCUAUAUAAUUGUGAAGUCUCUAGCUAGUCGAGCGCAUUAAAUACUCUUCCAAGCGUCGCAUUGAAUUUGUUUUGAUGUAAUGUAGUACUAAAGAAUUUGGGGCGUGCCCCUAUGGAUCAUUUGUUCCUCGAGUUAAAUCUUUGAUCAGGACUGCGAAUUAUCUUUUACAGAUUAGCUGCGGUACUCCAUCAAAAGGCGCAUGGCCACAGCCAUGGCUUCAGCAAAAAAAAGAAAACCGAGUUAAAGAAACCAAAGGCUUCCCCUUCCAGCUUCAUCAUAGAAGAAGAGGCAGAAAAUGUGAACGUUAGAGCUGCCUUCAUUCAUGUCUUGGGCGAUUUUCUGCAAAGUGUAGGAGUCUUUUUAGCUGCUCUUCUUAUUUGGUUCAAGGUGAGUUUAAUUGGUGCAAGCAUUCGCUCUAUCAAUUGCCUUGACACUUAACAAUGUUUUUCUAGGCUUGCAUUACUUGAUGCCCUGUCUACUAGGAAAACGGCCGCGCGAUUUAAUUGGGCCACGGAACUGGGCAGGUUACAACCUAAAUCCCCCUACGUCGUGUUUUUACUUACGAUUGGCACUAAAAUGGAUACCCCAAGUCAGAUGGUCAUCUUCACGUAAAAUACAUGAUACUCUUACAACCUCAAGUAGUAAAUAUAAGAUGGAGGAAAAUAGGAGGAAACAGAGCACGUAAGGCUUGGAUCACUAUCAUUAAUGUUUUAUUCAUAAUCCACAUCCUCCACUGCACCAGCAACUGCUAAGACCGGUUAUUUUUAACGUACGUCUUACGGCAUAGCUUAUAAUCACAUUUUUUGAAAGCUAGCUGAUGUAAAGCAGUUCUUAGCCCUUAUCAUUGUGCUUGAGUUCUAAAUCCUAUGCACAACUCAUUUCCUUGCACAACUGGCACGCUUUUCUCAAUAAGCGGUUCUCUCAUGACCCGGAGGAUUGCGUUGUGUAGUAAUCACGAGAUGUCAAAUCUGAUUUGGGGCCAUCCAUUAUUCUCGUCAUCACAGUUACGUUUACUUCGGCUCAGCUCUACUGCACCAAAACAUAAACCUAGACUCUUCACAAUGGCUACAUUGGGGACAGGAGUAUGUGGUGGUAGUGAGAGAGGUGGAUAUACAAGUGAAUGUAUCUAUGACUAAGCAGUAUUAUUAUGUGAAGAAAUUAGAUGCAGACAACUUUUAACUAAAUGGUCCUUGAACCGAGACGUCAAAAACAACGAAGGCGCACCGAAAAACGGGGGCUUCUUUAAGGCCAUGAUGCUAUGACGAUGUGAUAAAAAGAUGCCAAAGGAGUCUGUUGUUAAUUAGUCAUGUACGUCAAUGUUUUAAAAUUUUUCUUUUGUUUGUUUGUUUUUUCUCCUAUAGCCUUCAUGGGAGAUUGCAGAUCCUAUUUGUACUUUUGUGUUCUCUGUGAUCGUGUUAGGAACCACAUUAGCUAUUCUGAAAGAUGCUGUUAUUGUCCUUAUGGAAGGUAAGCUCUAAAACACCAUUACAUGUAUUAUGGAUAAUUACCCUAUACGAGGUGUAGCGACCAAGUGUCAUUUUAAGGCAAAGGGUAAACGUGAGGUUCAAUUGACGUUUCGUCAAAUUAGGAAAGGAUCAGCUAAAAUCAAAUAAAGGAGGCCAAAAAAUUCCUAUGAAUGAUUAACUUUGCAUGAAACUAGUCUGGAUAUUCCUGUGUAGAUAUAAUAGGGAGUGAACGAAAUUAGGAAAGGCGAAACUUGGUCACGUGGUACGCAAACGUGAUUCUAAAUCUCUCUACACUAUCUCUUAGAAUUAGAACUGACGGUGCCAAUUUCCUUGGUUAUUUCGCUCCACAGGAGUUCCAAAAGGCCUCAGUUUUAGUAAUUUAAAAGCGAGUCUUCUAGAAAUUCCCGGAGUGUUAGCGGUUCAUGAUCUUCACGUAUGGUCACUUACAGUUGGGACAACCGCCAUUGCAGUUCAUCUAGUGAUAGGUACGUAGUUGUUAUUAACAGUCUCCUUCGAGUCAGACGGGUGCAUGACCAAGCUGUACAGACGGACGGCAAGACUGAAGGGAAAAAUGGUUUUAAAAGAUCGUCUCGUACUUUUCAUGACCAAUGCCUUCGUACGAGUUGAUAAAUGUUAUUUUAGCCUAUAGAGUGCUGGGUUCUGGCAGAAUUACGCGGCAAUCAUGAAUAAACUUUGGUAGUUUAUGAGCCUCGCUUUCAUAUAUUGGAAAAAUCGCAGACGAUCUGCGAUUUCUGUUCCUUGAUUACUUCGACUAAUGAAAACCAAAAUCCUAGUUGAGGGGAUAGUUCGCGGAAGUUAUUCAGGGAAGGGUCUCUACAUUUUCGACUCCUAGAUUUCUCCGAUGGAAGGUAGUCAUUUGCCACGUAAGAAAACUCAAGUCCGGGGUGUCGGAGAACGUCGGGGUACUUUUAGCUUGGGACCAAUCUGCUAAUGGCUCCAGUCUCCAAACUCAUGCACAAAUCAAAACACCGUUUCGGGAAGAUCCAACCUUGGUGACAGAGGUUUUUCAAACGUGGUUUCCAGUUUUAAGUUAUGCCUUUAUAAUGACCCACUUCUCUGCUAGCUCUCUUCGCCUGCUCGGCUGCGGUCGAUGAAGCUUUUCGUCGCAAACGUCGCACCCGAAAAAAACAAAACUGGCACCCAAGUCAGGUCAGAUUGCGGGUUGUCCCGAUCAUUACGUAUCGACAAACAUCUGAGAUGGUCGGAAGAAAAAAUGAAACCACUUAUCGUCUGGGAAUUUCGCAAUAUAUCGAAACCAGGUUGUAAAUGACCCGAAUGUUAACCCAGGGGAAUCUCAAAGGUGUAUUGAAAGUUCAACACUCGGGAUGGGGUACCUUCUUUUGGUCCUUCGGUUAAAGAGAUCGCUUAGCUUCUCGUAAUUCCCAUCUCGAUAAUGCCUCAGGGACAGCGCCUCCUGAUACGAUAACAUUAACAUGCAUUUUAUCUUCCCUGUAGACGACAGCACUAGUUCUCAAAUGGUCUUAGAGGAGGCUUCACGCAUUUGCAGCCAAGAGUUCGAUAUAGACCAUAGCACAAUCCAAGUUGAGACUUCAAGUGAAAAAACUGCUGAAUGCAUUCAGUGCGAUGAGCCAACCUCAUAA
This is a messenger RNA of Porites evermanni, 6492 nucleotides long. The record is from the annotation of a GenBank genome assembly. NCBI's taxonomy places the organism in Eukaryota, Metazoa, Cnidaria, Anthozoa, Scleractinia, Poritidae.